Messenger RNA from Nothobranchius furzeri (turquoise killifish), 1692 nucleotides. Its product is annotated as probable phosphatase phospho1. The record is from RefSeq and is a predicted model, not a curated record. Gene Ontology annotation, molecular function: phosphatase activity. Lineage: Eukaryota; Metazoa; Chordata; Actinopteri; Cyprinodontiformes; Nothobranchiidae.
GCUGAAAGACGAGAGAUGCUUUUAUUUCGACUACUUCCGGCGGAAGUUAUUUUUUUCACCGGUAGAUUUGACGAAAGUGGCUUUAAAUGGGGAUACCCUCUGCGCUGCAGCGGGAGUCCACCGCGUCACUGGGAUGCGGUUACCGGAGUCUGGCAGCUAGCAAGCCGUCCCCGCUCCCGUACCCUUCUCCACCAACGGGACCACUCACCAAAGAUGACAGCUUCAUCAAACCCAGUCCACACACCACCACAAGAGCAACGCUUCCUGGUGUUGUUCGACUUUGACGAGACCAUCAUCAGUGAAAACAGUGACGAUGCCAUGGUCCGAGUUCUGCCAGGUCAACAGCUCCCCACCUGGCUGAGAAACAGCUACCGGGAAGGCCACUACAAUGAGCACACACAGAAGGUCCUGGCUUAUAUGGCAGAGCAGGGCAUAUCUAAAGAAUCCAUCCAUUCAGCGGUGGAGAAGAUCCCCCCCACCCCUGGCUUCCUGGAACUCUUCCAGUACCUGCAGAGUCAUCGGCAGGACUUUGAGCUGGUGGUGGUCUCUGACGCCAACAUGUAUUUUAUAGAAACAUGGCUGGAGCAUGCUGGGGUGCGUCACCUUUUCAGGCGCAUUUUCACAAACCCUGGCGACUUUGAUUCCAAAGGCCAGCUUGUGCUCCUGCCUUUUCACUCACACUCAUGCUCCCGUUGUCCUGACAACAUGUGCAAGCAGUUGAUCCUGCAACAAUAUUUGACAGCUCGACAAAAGGAGCAUGGUGGCACUAUCUUCCAGAGGGUGUUUUACAUUGGCGAUGGAGCCAACGACGUGUGCCCCUGCCAGGCUCUGGGGCCCCAGGAUGUAGCCUUCACCAGGAGGGACUUCCCCAUGCACAGGCUGCUGGUGGAGAUGCAGCAGUCCAAGUCCGCCAAAUUCAAGGCCAACAUAGUCCCUUGGGUCAGUGGUGAAGACAUAGUAGACUGUCUGGAAAAAAUAAUGAAGGAGAGAUGAGACACAAGUGUGUACAUAUUUUUUAAAAGACGAGAGUAAAAGAGAAAUGAAAAUAAUGAUUUUAACCCAGUUUUGAUCAUUAGAACAGUUUAUGGUGACAUAUCCUAUCAGUCCAAAAGCUAACCUGAUAUCAAAGCCUACCUUAAUCCAGUUUAAUCAUUUUGGUGAGUUGUGGGGGCAUUGAGCUUAACCCCAAAAUUCCACUAUCUCCGCUCCGCCCUCCGCUGCCGCUCGCUUCUGAACUCAAAUUAUCCCGCUCUACAACGGCUCCGUUCCGGUACGGAGACCUGAGGUGCGCAAACAGGCAUGCACGGGAUUUUCGAGAUCUUGCGAUACAGUCCGAGCAAUAAAGCGGAAGUUAGAUCCAAACACCCGUUGUGUGGGAGAAGCAUCGAAAUGAACUGUUUAAUCUGCCCAUCAUUUGUGUUGAGAGAUCAGCAGUGUUUGGAUCAACAAAGUGUGACUACUUUGAUAGUGGAAACUGUAUUUAUGGCUUAUUUUUGUGCAUUUAAAGUUCAACCGCCAUUGAUAGUUGUUAAAAAUUGUUAAACCUGUGCAUAUGAAACAAAAAACGCUUUUUGUUUAUCGAUUUAUUGUGAAAUAACAGAAGUUGUGCUUACUCCCUUUCCUGUUGGGUGGUUGUGAUUUCUGUCCAUUGACUGGAGGUGCUCCGGCGUCCGGCAAAAAUAGAAUCGAUCC